Molecule: messenger RNA, 433 nt
Organism: Chrysochloris asiatica (Cape golden mole)
Lineage: Eukaryota; Metazoa; Chordata; Mammalia; Afrosoricida; Chrysochloridae
Gene: POMP
Product: proteasome maturation protein
Exons: 7
Coding region: 8-433 (141 amino acids)
Biological process (GO): proteasome assembly
Cellular component (GO): nucleus; cytoplasm
Source: RefSeq, a predicted model, not a curated record
GCUGCAGAUGAAUGCCAGAGGACUUGGAUCCCAGCUCAAAGACAGCAUUCCUGUGACUGAGCUUUCCGCAAGUGGACCUUUUGAAAGCCACGACCUUCUUCGGAAAGGUUUUUCCUGUGUAAAAAAUGAACUUUUGCCCAGCCAUCCUCUGGAAUUAUCAGAAAAAAAUUUCCAGCUCAACCAGGAUAAAAUGAACUUCUCCACCCUGAGAAACAUCCAGGGUCUGUUCGCUCCUCUGAAGUUGCAGAUGGAAUUCAAGGCCGUGCAGCAGGCUCAGCGUCUUCCGUUUCUCCCGAGCUCCAACCUUUCACUGGAUAUUCUGAGGGGCAGCGAUGAGACUGUGGGGUUUGAAGACAUUCUCAAUGAUCCGACACAAAGUGAAGCGAUGGGAGAGCCGCACUCGAUGGUGGAGUAUAAGCUCGGUUUGCUGUGA